GAGAGAGAGAGAGGCAGAGAGAAAGAGAGAGAAAUGCAGCAAACUCAACACUAGAAUAGCCCUUUCUCUCUCUAGAGCAAAACCCAUCUCUCCCCAUCACAUAUGACUGAAACAUCUCUUCCCUUGUAGAGAGAGCAUGUAGUCACUGCCGAAUGCAACGAAACCACCAUCAAAAGCGGACCACUUUUUCUCUCUAGAAAAGAACCCAUUUCUCCGUUUCCGAAAUGACAGAUACAGAGGUUCUCCCAUGGCUGAAAUCCCUCUCCCUUGCCCCCGAAUACCGACCCACCAUGGCCGAAUUCCAAGACCCAAUAGCCUACAUUUACAAGAUAGAGAAAGAAGCAAGCAGCUAUGGCAUCUGCAAAAUCAUACCCCCUCUGCCCCCUUCUCCCAAGAAAACAGCGAUUGCCAACCUCAACCAUAGCCUCUCUGCUCUCUCCCCCUCAUGCACCUUCUCAACUCGUCAACAACAGAUCGGAUUUUGCCCGAGAAAACCCAGGCCCUCUGCAACUGUAGUCCAAAAGCCAGUUUGGCAAAGUGGGGAAACCUAUACCCUAGAACAAUUCGAGGCCAAGGCCAAAGCCUUUGCGAAAUCUAGACUCAAAAACCCUAACUCUCGACCACUUGCCAUCGAGACCCAGUUUUGGAAGGCUACAGCUGAUAAACCCAUCACUGUGGAGUACGCAAAUGACAUGCCUGGUUCUGCUUUUGGUGAUCCUGUGGAGCAGGGAGUGAGGAGAGUUAUUGGUGAAUCAGAGUGGAAUAUGAAGGUGGUUUCGAGGGCAAAGGGUUCUGUGCUUAGGUUUAUGCCUGAGGAGAUACCUGGUGUGACCUCCCCAAUGGUGUAUGUUGCUAUGUUGUUCUCAUGGUUUGCUUGGCAUGUGGAGGACCACGAUCUCCAUAGCCUGAAUUACCUGCACCUUGGUUCUUCAAAGACAUGGUAUGGGGUCCCAAGAGAUGCUGCAUUCGCAUUUGAGGAGGUUAUUAGGGCGCAUGGCUAUGGUGGACAGGUCAAUCCACUUGUUGCUUUUGCUAUGCUGGGGGAAAAGACCACAGUCAUGUCUCCUCAAGUGCUAAUUGAUGCAGGUGUACCCUGCUGCAGGUUGGUGCAAAAUGCAGGGGAGUUUGUUGUCACUUUUCCAAGGGCGUACCAUUCAGGUUUCAGUCAUGGUUUCAACUGUGGAGAGGCAGCAAACAUUGCCACACCAGAAUGGCUGAGAGUGGCGAAAGAUGCGGCUAUUCGUAGGGCUUCUAUUAAUUAUCCACCCAUGGUGUCACAUAUCCAAUUGCUGCAUGCCCUUGCCUUGUCAUUCCAUUCAAGGAUACCCUCAAGCAUUACAGUUGAGCCCUGGAGCUCUAGAUUGAAAGAUAAGAUGAAGGGAGAAGGGGAAAUAGUGGUCAAGGAUCUCUUUCUUCAAAAUAUGAUUGAAACCAAUGACCUUCUUCAUACUCUUUCUGAAAAAGGAUCUAUGUGCCUACUGCUUCCACCAAGUAUUUUGUGCGAGACAUCUCAUGUAAAAUCAAAAACUGGGUUAUCGUCUAAUAACUCUGAGGAAAUGUCUGAGUCCUCCAACUUGGCCCUCAGACAUAUGACUGGAUUUGAUCCAAGAAAAGGAAAGGCUUAUCCUCUGAUUGAAGGAAAAAGAGUUACUUCUAUCAAAGCAAGGUUCCAUAAAGGAAACCAUGGUUCUUAUGCCCCAAUUAAUAGGAACGAAUGUUUAAAUGAUAGCACCUUGUCAUGUGAUCUUCAACUGGAUCAAGGCCUAUUAUCAUGUGUCACCUGUGGGGUUUUGGGGUUUGCUUGCAUGGCUGUGAUUCAGCCGUCAGAAGCAGCUGCUAGAAACCUACAGUCUGGUAAUUGUAGCUUUUUGAGCGAUCAAUGUGGUGGUUCUGGAUUAACAAGCGAUGCUUAUCCUACAGCUGAAGGAAAUGCCAAUGAUUCUGAUCUAAAUUCAUGCUCAGGAUAUACAAAAACAGAUGAGAGAGAUGAUCAGGAUGACUCUCAAAUAUACUCUACCUCUCAUCAAGACUGUAAUCCACCUCUCAUCAAGGAUGAGAAAGAUGGUCAGAAUGCAUAUCCGAGGACCCUAGAAAAAUCUGAUCCUUCAACAGCCGAUCAUAACAUCUCUUCACUUGCCCUUUUGGCCAGUGCUUACGGAAAUGCAUCAGAUUCUGAGGAAGACGAAGCUAUUCAACACGAUAUUACUAUGCAUACGAAUGAAGUUAGUCCUAUAGACACAUCAAUAGCAUGCAUUGGGACUCAACAAUCAAUGCCUGUGUGUGCUUAUCUCCCUCCAAUUCUCAGGUCUAAGGAUGAACUUCAAUGUGGCGACUCUGUAUUACUAUGCUCCAGUUCACCGCAUCAAAAUGAGGCUGCCAAUAUAAUCAAUCACCCUAUAACAAAUUCAUUAUCUGGAAAUGAAGUUGCAGCACAAACUUCUAGUUCCUUUCACAUUACUAACAAGUUCUCUGAGAACUCGAGUGCUAAAAAUAAUAACAAUAUUCCACUUAGUAGAACUCCUAAUGUCUAUCAGAGACGCACUGAACUCGUACAUCCAGACUGUAUGCCUUCAAAUUGUAAUGUUCCUUUUGAACAAUUGGGUUGUGUUUCAAAUGGCGGCCCUACUGAAAAUGUUAAUGAAACAGCAAUUGUAAAUUGCAUAGACACCGUUAGAAACAAUAGAAACAAUUCUGAAUGGCAGGAUAUUGACAAAGAUUCUUCAAGAAUGCAUAUAUUUUGUCUAGAGCAUGCCAUGGAGGCUGAAAAGCAGCUUCAACUUAUGGGUGGUGCCAACAUUUUGCUUUUGUGUCAUUCAGACUAUCCCAAAAUAGAAGAGAAAGCUAAAUCCAUAGCAGAAGAAAUGGGAGUCAUCCAUUCUUGGAAUGGAAUUGUGUUCAAGGAGGCGAGCCUCGAGGAUCUAGAACGGCUUCGAGUUGUUCUCGAGGAAGAAGACGAUGAAACAAGUCAUGGAAAUGGAGAUUGGGCUGUAAAGUUGGGGGUCAACCUCUAUCACACAUCAAACCUGAGCAGGUCUCCUCUCUAUAGCAAGCAAAUGCCAUACAAUUCUGUCUUGUAUGAAGUCCUUGGAUGUAAUUCCCCGGAUGACUCCUCACCCCCUGGUCCAAGGCCCAGAGGCAGGUAUGCAAGGCAGAAGAAGAUAGUUGUGGCUGGAAAAUGGUGUGGAAAAGUGUGGAUGGUGAACCAGGUGCACCCAUAUCUCAGCAAUGGUAAACAUCUUAAAGAACAGCAUGUUGUGUUAACGACUAAAGAGCUCGAGAACGACAGCAAGCCUGGAGAGAGAAACCUCGAUCCUAAUCAAGCUCAGAAGUCUAGAGAGGACGUUUCGGAACCUGAUGAGGCUGGGACAUCUCGAGACAGUGAUCCCGAAGCUGUAAAAGCCAGUGGGUCUCUAGAGAGAGUAUCAAGCCUGGAUGCUUCCUUGAAGAGGAAGAGAUUCACAAAGAGGAGAAUGUCAUUGAGACGGGUUUGCAGCAAGAGGCCUAAGUUCUGUGAAUGGGGAGCUGCCGGGAUGGAAGGCAUCGACCCGGCUUCUGAGGAGCAUGAUGAAAUUGGCAAAGAGCCUAGGGAGGGAGAGACACCUAGGAGUGCCAUGAAGAAAUGGAACCAACUUGACGUAAGCCCAAAGGGGGAAGCAGAUGAAGGUGGCCCAAGCACCAGGCUGAGGCAGCGGCCCCGGAAGCCCCAGCCAACAAGCAAUGACGAAACUGAAGUCCCAUACAAGCGAUGUGUGCGAAAGAAGAGGGAGAAGAAGAUACCAGAGAGUGGGAACAAAGAGGCGAGAGAAAUAAAGGCCCCAGGAGAUGAGGAUGCAUACCAAUGCGACAUAGAUGGGUGCUCAAUGGGGUUUGGGACGAAGCAAGAACUCGUAAUACACAAGCGGAACCAAUGCGCUGUGAAAGGGUGUGGAAAGAAGUUCUUCUCUCACAAGUAUCUACUACAACACCGGCGCGUUCACUUGGAUGAUAGGCCGCUCAAGUGCCCAUGGAAAGGGUGCAAGAUGACUUUCAAAUGGGCAUGGGCUCGCACGGAACACAUACGAGUGCACACAGGGGACCGGCCCUACGUGUGUAAAGAUAAUGGGUGUGGUCGAACCUUCCGAUUCGUGUCUGAUUUCAGUCGCCACAAACGCAAAACUGGACAUUUUGGCAAAUGACAAUGGUGAGUUUCCUUUAAUUUUCUUGGGUAUUAAUGGUUUUUCCUUGUGGGUUUUGGGGGUGAUGGGCCGUAAGGGGUAGUGCAAAUGGAUUUUCAGUUUUAAAGAUGGAUGGGGAGAGGGGGGGGAUUCAUAAACUGUCAUUUUUAUGUAUUUGAACAAUUGAGACCUUCGAUUCGAUUACUUGACAAAGUGAUUUAAGCCAU
This is a messenger RNA of Amborella trichopoda, 4381 nucleotides long. It is a transcript of the gene REF6, whose product is annotated as relative of early flowering 6. Lineage: Eukaryota; Viridiplantae; Streptophyta; Magnoliopsida; Amborellales; Amborellaceae. The record is from RefSeq and is a predicted model, not a curated record. Gene Ontology annotation, cellular component: nucleus; chromatin. Gene Ontology annotation, biological process: regulation of gene expression; chromatin remodeling. Gene Ontology annotation, molecular function: histone H3K4me/H3K4me2/H3K4me3 demethylase activity.